Messenger RNA from Linepithema humile (Argentine ant), 1694 nucleotides. The record is from RefSeq and is a predicted model, not a curated record. Lineage: Eukaryota; Metazoa; Arthropoda; Insecta; Hymenoptera; Formicidae.
CACUGUCUGGAAGUGCACACCAGUGUAUUCCAGUGUAUUCUGCAGCAUUCUUGUCCAAUAGAAGUUACGUCGACUAUCGCUAUUUUUCGCGAGGUGCGAUAUUAAAAAAGUAUGUUUCUGUAUUUCUUUCCAUGAUGAAUAAACAUUAUUCUGAUAAUCAAAGCUGCUCUCAGGAGUCUGCACUGAUGAGUGAUGGAACAUUUGAGCAACUAGAGAGUAUGGCUGGUUUAGAAAAUCCAUUUGAUGAUAAAGAGAACCUGACAUUGACUCAAGGUUCAGCAAAUCUUUGCUGCAAUUUGUCAUUUCAAUCUAUGGAAAAAUUAUUAAAGACUAAAGUAGAAAGUGAAGACAAUAAUACUGCAGGAAGAGCUUUACAUUAUUCACCAUCAGAAUUAUGUAUGUCAGUCAAUGAUCUCUAUUACAUUGAUUCAACCAAUGAUUUAAUGUUUCCUCAAAAAUACGAUUUUAAAUAUUCUCUUGGAGAUGGGGGUACUGGUCAAGACUGGAUGUACUCUGCUAAACUGCAUAAAGUUUUUAUCAAAAUGGAAAAAACUUUACCUGUACGAUUUAUGGGAUGGAAUCCCAAUACACCAGGAUUGUACCUUCGCACCGCAAUGCUGUUUAAGUUGGAAGAAUAUAGAAGCGAUCCGGUUAAAAGAUGCCAUAACCACAUGGCACCAACUAAUCUCAUUAAUCAAAGCAUGGAAUUAUGUAAGAUAAAACAUGUAGUCCAUUGUGUUAAUCAUCCAAGUGAAUAUGAGGAGAUAAAUGAACAUCUUUCUGUUGUAACACCAUUGUGCGGUUUGAAGUUUGAACAUGGCUCACAACAUAUAACAAUGGUCUUCAAGUUUCUAUGCAAGAAUAGCUGCCAAUCCGGCAUGAAUCGGAGACCAACUGAAUUAACAUUUACUUUAGAAAAUCAUGAAGGCAAGAUUUUGGGCUGCCAAAAAUUGUUAAUCAGAAUUUGCAGUUCUCCCAAACGGGACAAAGAAAAAGAGGAAGAGAAUUUGGCGUCUGCAUCUCCCAGGCCGUCAAAUCUCUCAGACCGUCGAAAGUUUCCUAAAACUAGGCCAGUUGCCCUCACUACGAAGUCAUCUUCGUUCGAUAAUCAUGUCUAUAAAGUCGAAUUAAAUAUGCCCGGAAAAGAGAAUUAUUUGGCAAUUUACAAGUAUGCGUAUGAUUUAAUGGCUGGUCAAGCAUCAAGAACUGGUCGACAUGACUUUUUUAAGCCGUAUAUGGAAGAAGUAUCGCGCAAAACACCUUAAAUGUGAUUACUACCAUGUUCCAAAUAUUUUUUUUUAUAAGAUCAUUUUCAUUAAAAAUAUUUUAUUGUAAAUGUAUUUUAUGGUACAUCAUAUUUUAUAUGUAUGUUUGCAUUAUUCAUGAGAUACUGUUAUUAAUGUUAAAGCAGACAACACUCGUAUUUGAUAUGUACUGAUAAAAGUGCUUGCAUCAAGUGGUGUGUGUAUCAUGAAUAAGAUUUUAUUUUUAAUUAACUUAGUAUUGCAUGUAUUAAACUAGUGUUUUUAUUUUAUAUGAUGAACGAUAAAUGAUAUUCGUAAUACAUACAUAUAAGAAAUUUUAAUCUCGGAUUUAUAUCUUCUACUCAAAAUAGAUGCGAACAUCCAUACAUUGUGUAUCAGUUGACGAUUUACAAUAUUGAUGACGAAUAAAGGUUUUUUACUUUUGUAGAA